Molecule: messenger RNA, 8182 nt
Organism: Phasianus colchicus (ring-necked pheasant)
Lineage: Eukaryota; Metazoa; Chordata; Aves; Galliformes; Phasianidae
Gene: INSYN2B
Product: inhibitory synaptic factor family member 2B
Source: RefSeq, a predicted model, not a curated record
CUAUAAAUGAAAGAAUUUGAAAACCAGAUAAAAUAUUUAACUUUUUCCUCAAAUUGCAACCAGUGAAUGAGGAGAUUGGAAGAAAUCACUGUUAAUUCAGGAAACAAACAAACAAAAAACCCAAAACAACAAUAACAACAACAAUAAAAAAAACAGAAAACCACCAAACAAUUCACAAGGCCUUUCCCGAGAUGUGAUGAGCAGCUGCCUAAGGAAGGGAAGGAAUAAGAGAGCUGAAUGCAAGGUCAGUUACGAAAACCUAGCAUCCAUUAAUUUAAUUGGGAAUUAAAGUAGUCUCACAUUAAAGUAGUCUAUCUGCCCGGAGCAGCUGUGGUGGGAUGUAGGGAAUGUUACUGCAAUAUUUGGAUCAAUUCUCAAACAAAAUUGUAAAAAGGCUCCAGUAAUUAGUAAACAAUAUGAGAACUCAGAUCGUGGCACUAGAACUUUGUUUGCAGUAACAAUUUGAUGUUUUUAUUGUGUUAACUUGUUUACAGUGAAAAAGCAGCAUGGUGAUUUAAGGUACUUGACACUGGUAUAUCAUAAAAAUAUAACUUGUAUUAAUGUACAUAUUUGUUUACUGAUAUGUGACAUUUGUCUCUGCUCUGAAAUCAUCUGAUACUUUCACUUUCUUCUAAAGCUUUAUAAUAGAAUGGUAUUGUAUUAUUAAUUUACUUAAAUUAUAUUGCUUAAAGUUAAUUACAUGGGGCUACAUAAAUUUGUUGAUUACACUGUAAUAAAAUACCUUUCCCAAUACAUCCACCUCAUUAAGUCCUCUCAAUUAAAGAUGGUAAAGAUUGUGCAAUGUUUAAAGAAAAUAUUACACUAAGACAAUAAAAGUACAGGUAAUUAAGCCACCAGUUGAACACAAAUAUGAUUUCAUGCUGGGAAUUUAGACACAAUAUUAAGCACUUCUGUAAUCAUGAAAGUAAAUCUCAUUGAAUUAUUACAAAUCCUCUGGCAUAUUUCCCAUAUUUUGCACAAAUUUAUUUUGUUACCCCAACUCUAUUCUAUUCCAGCAGCUAGCUUAAUAGUCCAGCACUAUUUGUUGCAUAUUCUGAAUUUCAGCCCAAAAUGUUGUGGAGGAGAGCUCACAUUUGAGAGUGAGUCCAUAGCAUGGAUUAUUUCGGUGAGAAUCAGCAAAAGCUGCAGUGAAAAAGUGCUGACUAAUAAACAUACAAGUUAAAUAUACAUAGUUUGAUCACAACAAUAUAUGGCGUACACUCACCUGUAUGUUCUAAUUCAGGGGGCCAUCAUGAGUCUACAUUUGUAACAAUAGGGUUGCCAGCAAAAUUCUAUCAAAAUAUCUUACAUCGAUAAAAAUAUUCAAGUAAUAAGAUUUCUCAUGGCCUAUGUGGUUGCCAGUUAUAUGUGAAAGUGUCUGCACACAGAAUGAAACGUGCAAGAUAGAUUUUAUGGUUGGUGCCUUUAUGUUCUCUUACUUCAGCACUAAUACAUCACAUAUUUGUUAGCAAUGUUUUUUUACAUGCAUUUCUCAUACCAUAAUGCACCAUACAUCAGUCACCUCCUCUUAAUACAUGGCUCACGUUCUUGGAUGGAGACAACAAUACUCUGCAUCCCUUCAGCCACUGAUGCAUGUAUCAUUGGUGUGUUAUAGUGUGACUGACUAAACUGAAGGAAACAUCAGUGUUUUGUAUGCAUUUUUGGUUGAUUUAUGACAUUUCAUGAGGUGCUCCAAAUUAAAAAAAAAAAACUUUCAGUUUCUAUUAUAAAUCUCACCAUCAAAGUUGCAAAACUACAGGAGAUUGAGUUGUUAGAGACAGUAGAACAAGGUCAUAUCUAGUGAUUUGUUCAUCUACAGCUGUUGUCUUUUUACUUUCAGGAAAUAUUUCAUGUUAUUCUGCAUUUGCUGGUUAUUCAGAUGGGACCACUCUUCUGAAAGUAUUUACAAGACUUUCCCAAAUGACACAGUACCUUGGAUACAGAUGGCCUCCUAUUUGCAUGAACUGAAGUAACAACUACACAUAGUAAUGCCUCUUACUGAACCCUGCUUGAUCCUAUGUUUUUAUCUGGUCACAAGUGUUAGUUUAACUUUCAACAGUAAAAACACAGCUGAAGAAGAAAACUUUCUUUAAGAAGCAAUUCAGUUUGUUAUUAGUUAAUAUAAUUUCAUCAGUAAAACUAUGCAUCGGAAAUGAAAGUGCCCCCAAAAGUUGCAACAUCUGUUUAGUCAGGACGCGUGUAAGACGUGUGACUGAUCUGUCAUAUAAAAAAAAAAGCUGGAUUGCUAAUGGAGAGGUGACUGACAAAUAAGAGCCAUUGGGAAAGCCAUAAGACACAAUGUGACCUUUAAAUGAGUUGACUGUAAGCGUAGCUGUCUACUGUGAUUCUGUAAAAUGAAGAAUCAUGUUUGCUUCAGAAGGCUUUCUGCAUUUUCCAGCUACAAUAAAUCUUUCCUUACAUUUUAUAUUUAAUAUCUUUACCUUAGUGUUCAGUCUAAUGAGCAAUUAAAUUUGAAAAAGAACAACAAGAAGAAUGAAAUGCUUAUCUUGUUCACUAGCAAGGUGUUCAUUUGAAUCUAAGGUAUACAAUCAUACGACAGAGUUCAAAUGACAAAUGUAAUGUGCUUCUUUGCGACCCAUUACUUGCAGACUUUAAAUUGUGAUUCAAUGGCCCAGCAAAACAUGAAAGUGCGCCCGGUGCUACUGAAGAGAAACAGUCUGGAUUCAUUUGAUUUUAUGAGACAGCCACAUCACCGCAGAAGCAAAUCUCAGCAAGUUCGUUUCAAGGAUGAUGGUAUCAACACAGAUACAGUAGAUGUCACUGAACUGGAUAAUAAUCCUGCCCAAGAUAUUGCAUUAAUGAUUGAAAAUACAGAAAUAUCUCAACAUCACAAAUUUUUAUUACAACCUCCAUCUUUUCCAAAGGCUCAGAAGGGGCUUCAGAAUAUUGCCAUACAAACAUCUCCUAGCCUCAGGAAACAUUUCCCUGUUUUUAGAAGAAAAAAACUGUUGGUAAGCAAAUCACUAACAGAAAUGCCAAGUGACCCUAAAGACUGCAUUCCAGUAAAUGACAAUCUUUCUGAACAAGACAUUAUGUCUUCAGACUUCUGUUACUUAAGAAUAAGUAGCCAUUUGGAAGAUGGAUUCAGGAACAGUAAGGUGGAUGGUCAGUCAAGCCAAAGACUGCCAGAAGCACAAAGAAAUGGACAUAUCCAAACCCAUGAUUCCUCAGUAACAGAAAAGACAACUGCUUCUACACAGGUGCCUGAAUACAUUCAUGUGAAUUUUCCACAAAACAGUGAUACUUCCAUGGAUGCAUCAGACACGACCAUGAAUUUAAGUAAUUUACUGCAUUCGUCUAAUUCUUCUACUAUCAUAAAUAGUAAUGAAAACAAUGAAACCAGCAUGCUGUCACCUAUUUCUGAAAAAAUACACCCUUGCUCAAGUGAUUCCACUAACGACAGUGAUUGUAAACCUCAUUCUGACUCUUGUGAAACAGCUAACAGUGAUUCUGAGUUACUUGUAGUCAGCAAAGAUACAAGCAGUAAAGAAACUACUCCAUUAUCACCUCCUUCAAAUCAAAGUUCAUCUCCUUGUUUCCUCAGAAACUAUCUACAGACAGGAGAGAAUAAAACAGAUUCCAGCUGUGUGACAGUAACAAAUGAUGAUCACACAGUAAUGUCAUCGACCAGCAGUAACGCAUCAAAAUCUGUUUCUACACUUAGUACUGAAACUGAGAAAAAUUCUACUCUGUCUGAUGUUUCCCAAUGUAAUGGCUGUUUAGAAGGAUUUCACACAAAGUCUUAUCUGCCAAGGAAUGAAAUAAAACCACACAUCAACAAAGAGAUUAGUGAAAUAAAUCAAAUUCAUUUGACACAUGGUGAACUAUGUGCUCUACAAGGCAAGCUGCAGUCUGUAGAGGAAUCCUUGCUGUCAAACCAGGAGAAGAUUAAAGUCCUUUUGAAUGUAAUUCAAGACCUUGAAAAAUCCAGAGCCCUCAGUGAAGGGCGCAACUUCUACCACACUGGUCAAGACCUCAACAACUGCAGCACGUGUCAGAACACCGCAUGUAUAAUUUACAGCGUAGAAUAUGACUUCAGACAACAAGAAGGAAGAUUUCAACAGAUUUUGAAAAGUCUGGAUCAUGCAGAGCAAAAUCCAGCUUCAGUUUCGCCUCAGAAGCCAUCGUUUGAUCAUCCACUUCCCGAGAAAAAGGAGUUGAGAAAGAAAACAAAAAAGGUGAAAAAAAAAUGCUUCUGGUGGAUUUGACUUCCUUACAGAUCUUAAACUGAAAAAAAUUUUUGUAUUUCAAAAGACAGUAGAGCAAAAAGAGGUUUGGAAGCACAGAACUGAGAAUACACUAUUAUGAAAUCACUAAACUAAAGAAUAUUUAAUUGAGUAUCAAAUCAGAAGAAUUGAUUUAAAUUAUAUCACUGAAUAAAGAGACAUGAAGAGACUGUUUCUGAAAAAGAAAUUUAAGUUUUCUCUUUUUUUUUUUUGCGGUGAUCCUCACAUUCUUUGUAAAGACAUUUUUGUUCAAGUUUCCAAAAAAAAAAAAAAAACAAGGGUAGUCAAACCUGCAGACUUCAUUCUUAAGCAACAUGAACUAAAGAAAAAGAACUUCACUGAUCUUUAAACAGACUGCAUAAUCAAGAAUAAGUUCAGGGGAAUCUCCUCAGAGGAGAUAAUUACAAUUAUUUCACAUCUCCAGUGAAAUACAUUGAUCGUUGUCAUCUACAAUUUAACCAUAAUGAAGAAUUUCAGGUUCAAGUUUUAUUCUGUUCUUAUGUCAGUUCAAUUUGAAAAGGAAUUAUUUCAAAGUUUGUUAUUUAAUAGACUUCUUGUUAACUAUCUUAAAAUUCCAAAAAAAAAAAAAAAAAAGAAGUCUAUCAUAGUAAUUGUAGAUCUAAUUUCCUUCCUAAAUAAGGUCCAGUUAGGUCUACUAUAGUUUUAAGCAUCUCCAAUGAUGGAGAAUUCAUAACACCCAAGAGCAGCAUUUUCCAGCAUUUGUCCAUCUCCACAAUGAAAAGAACGUCUGACUGAAUGCUGACUUGUACUCAUUACAUGCACCUUACCCUGAUGAAUAAAGAGGAAUAGCCACUUUUGCUUCUGUACUGCUAAAACACUCACCUAAUUCUUCCCCUUUGUAUCUGUAUGCAUUUAAUAUCUGUAUUGCUAAAUCAAAACAGUCUGAGGGCUGAGGGCUGUUUUUUUUUUUUUUUUGCUUUAGGAGGGUAAAUGACUUUUUUAAGGCCUAUUAAAUACAACAUAGGUAAGUUAUAUUAAAAAAAUUUGUCUGUUCUGCAGAAUUUUUCUUAAACUCUGGUUAAACAGUUCAAAUGAUGCCAGGGUUUUCAACAGAUUUACCUCUAGAUCCUUUUUCUUUUAUCAUAUACUAUUAGUUAAUCAUAUAAUAGUUAUCAUAUAAUAUUAGUUAAAAAUGUCUACUCUUUUUGUACACUUCUGUGUUUCUCCAGUGCUUAAGGUUAACCAGACUUUUGAGAACACCUUAAAAACAAUUAUGCAUAGAAAAGACCAAAGAUUAUAAAAACCAGUCUUCAUUUACAGUGAUGCUAUGUCCCAUGGCUUAAUUUAUCAUGAUACUAAAGAACAACAGUUUUAAAAAUUAUGUUCAGUACAGUCAGUAUGGAGUUGACAGACACAGAAUUGUCAUUACUUUAAAGCCUUUUGAAGGGAAAGCUGUACAUGAAAUGUUACUAGCAAAAUGUAUGCCUUUAGCGAGCCAGAAAAGUUUGUCAAUAAUGGUUUGUGGAGAGUAGGUACCAGAAUUUAUUAGAUAAGAGUAUGUAAUUUUAUCACACCCAUCUACACAUACUGCUUAUGUUGACAUUCCAACAGCAUUCCUAUUUUGCAUUACUGUAAUUGAUACACUGAAGGAUCUAUUAGUGUGCAAAGGUUUCUUGUGUAUUAAAAUAUUUUAAGAUGAAUAUCUUUGGGGGACAAAGGUACAAUAAUAAGCAAUACCAAUAAAAGCAAUACCAGCAAAACCAGUGAGUUUUUUCUUGUCCUAAGUUGAUUUUCAAUGACCUGCUAUUAUGACCUGAAAGUCAUCUUUUUGUCCUUUUUCUUAAAUAACAAGUACAACAAGGCUCAUUUUAAUGUCUGAUUUUGUUUUUGCAUGUAUCCUUUCAAUAAAGACAAAUUAUUGAAUUUAAACCGAUCACAACAUUUUCAUUUGCCACAUCACACCAAUCAAUUCCUGGAGUAAGUAAAACUGCACAAGAACACAAAUAUGCUAUUUACUUUAAGAAAGACCAUUUAAAGAAGAAGGACACUAAAUUCUUUAUUAUGACUUGAACAGACAUGAAUAAUUCUAAAAAACUGAAAUAUACUAAUUCAAAUGGUUUCUGGUUUUGUUUUUUUUUUUUUAUAUAUAUAUAUUUUAGUGUCUUAUUUUGAUGAAAUUAAGAACUACAGACAAUUUUUAUCAUUAAUCUCCCAGUCAAAAAUCAGUCUUUCCAUAUUUCUUACUCGGUUAUUUGUUUCUCCCUCAAUAAAAAAAAAUACGCUUUAUGUAUACAUGAACAUGAAAAUCUCCUUGUAGCAUCACGCACAGCAGGAAGCAGAGAAGCACUUAAGCUACCAAUGCCAACUGGCUCUCAGCUCUCAAUGCUGCAACUUAAAAAUAUGAACGUGUCUUUCAGACUACCUCUAUGCAGUGCUUUCAAAGUCACUUCCUUUAAGACAUCUAUUUACAUGGAAAGAAAAUAUGAAAUCAAGAGUUCACCUAAAGCACCGUCCUUCAUAAUGCUCAGUUGUCCCAGAGUUGUCAAGAAAGAUUAUUUUAAUAACUAAAUAAAUGAACACAAAGUAUAACAUAAGAAUGCAGAUAAGGUAAGAAACCAUGUGCUACGUGAGGCAGGAGUAGCCACUUAAGGAACUUCCUAGCCAAACACGUUCUAGAAAUGUGUGUGGAUAGAACUCAUCCGGCUUCCAGAAGUUCUGACCCACAACAAUUUAACUUAAAAUGAAGAAAAGUACACCAGAAAUAAAUUAUUAGUACAAAAGAUUAAGCAUCACAGUUUCACAAUAAAACCACAUACACCAAAGGCAAGAAGUUAUUAUAGUGAGUUUUCUCCACAGCAUAUCACACAACAGACUUAGCACAGAAAAUUUUAAAAACAACAUUGGAGCAAACAAACUACUGGGUAAAUUAAACAGUAAUAGUGAGAAGACAUCAGCACAGGAUGAUGACAGGAUUGGAAAAGCAACGGGAAAGGAUAGAUAAGCAAAUAAUGGCUAAGAGAAUUUUCCUGACUUAAUAGUUUAUUGUGUAAUGCCUGAAACCAUCACCCAGAGUAGGAAUUAAAUGUUAAAAAUCAGAAUAAAUAAAUUAAAAAAAAAAAAACAACCACAGCUAACUGAUAACACUUGCGUACAAAAUACUUAAGGUUUCUCUGAAGACAUAUUUAAUUGACAACAACAAUGUGCAAUUUAUAAAAUACUGUACAGCACAUAUAUUCCAGAACUGCUUUAGUUCAAAUUGCUAUUUUAUGGAUUUAACCUAACUUUCCUUAAAAAUUCCAACUGUAUGAGAGGAGUAAUGAUUGCUUUCUGUCAUAUAUUGUCAGGUCAUGCAGGGCUUUUUGUAGAUUCAUAUACUGUAGUUCUUCUGAAAAAGUCACAAUACCUAGUAAUUAUGCUAUUUUAGAGUCAGAAUAUCUUUCUAAUGAAACAUCACCAAAUGUAUGUUUUGUAAAUCUUUAUGUUCCUUAAAUUGGGUGCCAUCUUUUGAAAUAAAAUCUUUUUCUUAGGUUUCAGGAGUUGAUAAAUAAUAAACAAUAUUUUGAUUUCAAAAGAAGUGAACAGUUGUUCUUUGGAAAGAGAAAAUAAAUGGGAAAUGAAUAAAUGGUUCUUUCACAAAAUCACUUUGCAGUUUUUCUAGGUAGAGAAAAUGUCUGAAUCUGAAAACUGAACAAAAAAGAGACUUCAGCCAGUCUAAUUUUAAUAUAUCGUUUUUUCUAAACGUGUCAGCUCAUAAAAUGUUUUUUAUGGUCAUGAUCUCCUGAUAGAGUAGUUUGGGUUAUUAAAGCACUGCGGGGUUUUUGUUUGUUUUGUUGUUUGUUUGUUUUUUUUUAUCUUGGGAAUUUCCGUUGAAAUGUUGGUUGUUUACAUCCAGAAACUUUACUUUUACUCAGGUCCAUGGUGGAAAAGUAAUAAAUAUAAAUCUGACUGAUUUUUUUUUUUUUUUUUUUUUUAAA